AUUGUGUCUUUGCUCACUCUGAUUGGGAGUAAAUAAUUGUAUAUCAGAAUAAGUGUGUGCAGGGAGUAGGGAAUUAUCACUCAGGGGAAGGGAAGGUAUGCAUGACAGGUUAUUUUUACUUUAAUACUUUGUGUUCUUUUUCCUUCCUGGUUUACACAACUGACCACACAGCAUAAAGAUUGGUAUACAUAAUAUUUAAUAGAAUUGCUUCACGAGUAGUCUUUCAUCAAUACUGUAAUAAGUUUAGAGAUGCAGUCUUUUCCUGUUUAGACUCUCAUAAUCAACUUUUAAAAUCUCCUUCAUCUGUUAGGUAAAGUACAUUGAUGUUAGCAAAUGUUAGAAACCAAAACUGCAGGAAGAAUUGGCAUUUUAUCUAGCGUUUGUGAAAGUACACAGUGGUGCUUUACAGAAAUCUUCAAGAUAAGCUCUUUAUAGGAGGGAAACUACAGUCCACUCUUGACUUCUACAACUGUAAUUGUUUUACUGUUAUGUUCAAAGCUGGAUUUUAAUGGCUGUUAGUUUUUUGUGAUACCUAAAAAACAGGAACAAAGCUGGAAGAUGGGGAAGAAAUUUGGUCUAACUGAAUAUUUGCUUUUCAUUCCAAACUAGAGGUAUAUGGUUACCUUCAUUUCAGUUAUGCUAAUAGAAAUUAAGAGUCUUCUCACUGGCAUCCACAUGAGGGAGGAAAACAAGGUCUUUUAAUUGUACAUUUGUUAGUCAGGUAAUUCUACUGCUAAACCAUGAGCAGCAUCAAGUCCAGGAAUGUCUCCGUCAUGUUCAUUACUUGUUCCCCUUCCUCCUCCCUUUCUCUCUCCCCAAGGAGUUAUUUUUAGUAUGAGUUUAGGACAAUUAACUCAAUAUAGUAUCUUUAGUUAUGAAAAUUCUGAAUUUUGACUGGCAGGCAAAUUGAGUGUUAGGGCAAUUGCCUAUGAUCACACAAUAUGUCCAUGUCUACCUGCCCCUGAUGAAAGUCUCUGAGACUAAUGUUAACAACACUCGGUAUAGAACUCCUCUGUGCGUUGUCUGUGUGUUUUGAGCGUUUGAAGGUUUAUUUUAAGCAUCUAUGUCACUAAGGUCUUUCAGUUUUGAUUCUUCCCUUUCAUGGCAAAGCAUUAUUCUUUAGAGACAUUUCAUGGCAGUUGUACACGAACACACGGAAUUUUAUUAAUCCAUAAUGUAGUAAGAAAAGAUGGCUUGAUGUGGGUCAUGCAGUCUGAUGGUAGCAAAUAGUCUCAAGCAGGUUUAUUUUCAGUCUUUUGUAGGGUAUUCCAGAAACUAAUGUCCGUCAGAAAAUAAAUUUUCGUAUUACAGUCAUUAGAAUCUUUCUUGCUACAUUUUAAAAGUUAAAUUCUGUAUGUGAUGAACCACAAAUACAGUCUUAAAGCUAAUUGUACAAAACACUGUCAUACUCCUUUCCUUUCUAAAAAUAAGGUCCAUUUAUAAUGUAUGGGGGAAGUACUAUUAUAUUAUAUUCUCAUAGGGGAAUUCUUCAAAUUGUUCCUAAUUGUGUGUAUGAUGUUUUUUUAGACAGAUGUCAAAUCCUUUCCCAGAGGAGUCUAUAUUCUAUGGUUCUAACCCCAAAGAAAAGUGAAGCAAAUAACAAAGUACAAGCAUUAUGUGGCCACUUCCAAUAUGUUUCCUGUAAUUUAAUGCUACUACAAUGUUUUGAGAUUUAACUUACGCACUGUUCUAUAAAGAAUUCAAUUUUAUUUGUUUUAACCAAUGAUGUAUUAUAAUACACACACAAAAGAAUUGGUUAAAACAAAGCUUUCUGGGAUGAGUUCAGGCAAGUUGAGAUACGUGUGUGCAAACCUGAUGUUAGCAGGGCAGGGCUCUCUUCUGUUUUCAGUAGAGGAACAGAACACAUGGAAUUUCAGCAUUUCCCUGUUUGGGCUUUUGAUACUAGAAAAUACAUUACGGAUUAAGAAGGAAGGCUUUCUUUAGCAUUAGACUGUGUCUUUUGCAAUAACAUGCUUUUUGGGGCCUUUAUGUAGAAGUACUAAAAAGGGGGCAAAAUAGAAGAAUAGAAUAGAAUAUAUCUCUGAGUAUAUGCAGGUAUGCACAUAUAUAUACAUGUAUGUCAUAAAUAGACACACUCCUUUAUCUCUCCAAAAGCAAUAGUUACAAGGACUAUGACAGUUCUUAAAAUUGGUAGGCAACUUUUAACAGUGAUCAGUAACAUAAUUAUUAAAAUAGAAAAAAAAGUUGAUUUUGAUGUUUGUAAUAUACUUAUCAUGAACAAAGAAUAGUUCUGUUUCAAAGCUUUUCAGUUGUUUGCUGGCACAAUACAGCACUGGGGUUUCAAACUAAGAAUGUAAUGUUGCAGUUUUAAAAUCAUACUUAAAAUUAUACUUUUCUUUGAAGUAUUCUUACUAAUAUUAAGUAUUAUAAAAUUAUUUAAAGUAAAACUUACUUUAGACACUGUAAUAACUGCUUUGUGGAGGGAAUAAUAUGCAUAAAACAUCUUUCACUGCUGAGAAACUUUUUGCCAGCCCAUCAAGGUGUUUAAGCAGUUUUGCCUAACUCAGGAGUAUGUGGCAGUGUAGAGUCAGCACAGCUGCCAGCGUAUUUUGAAUUAAAUGCUUUCUCAUGGUCAUUGUUAAGAAUCCUUAUUCAUUUAAAUAUCCUGGGAUCCCACCUCUUUAUUGUUUAAGAAUAGGAUUAAAAACAUUUGGGUUAAAAUUAAAGAGGUAAUUUUCCUAGCAGACAGACUUGUGAAUUUAUCCCUAAUGGGAGAUUCCUGCCACCUUUUUCUGCCCUACUUAUUGUCAUUUCUACUUAAACUAGUCUUCUACUCUACUUCUACUAGUCUUAAACUAGUUCGUGGUUCUGUUGAUAUUAAUAAGUGACUGGAAUGGAACUCAUUUCCUCAUUGUGGGGUUAGGAAUGAAAGAGUAUCUUUGAUAUGAAAGGCAUCAGUGAAAGACAUUCCAUGACACUGAAACCUUUCAGUACUCGGUCCUAAUCCUGUAAGCUACCUGUGCAUUAUUUACCUUGGCAUACAUGAAUAGGUACGUGAAUUGGUCAGGCACGUGCAUUUAUUUUUUCAGGUUGGGGCCUACAUAUCAGAUAUACAAGAAAGGAGAAAUUCUAGGAAGUAAAAGGGAUGGGUUGAAUUACUCCAAGUGUAUGAUUUUCAUGAGAAUGCUAUGGAAAAAAAGUAUAUUUUUAGAGGCAAUUAAAGGAUGAUUGAGCAGUGUUGGGGAAAUGCUAUAGAAAGAGUUAACCUGAUGCUAAUUUUCCGAAGUGGGAAAUAUGGGAAAACGUUAAAUGAUCUCCUUAAAAAAUGGUUAUGAUAUCUUGAUAUUUGUUUGACCAAUUUAAAUGCCUUACCUUUUAAAAAUAUUUUGUACCUGUCUGCUUGCUGAUCUUGAUGAUAUCUUAUUAAUGGAUUAAAAAAUCAAUGCAUUUUUAAAGAAUUCAGGAAAAGAUUUUGCCUUUAUGAAAGUUAUGAAGGUGAAUACAGUGAUUCAGGGAAUAAAUAGUUAAACAUUACUAAUGCAAUCUAGUGUAGCUCAACAGUCAUUGGGGCCCGGAGCCAAAAUUUAGCCAGGAUAAUGAGGUAGACUUGGGCUGUAAGAUAACAGGAACAGCCUGCAUGAUGACUGAAACUUGUUGCUUUGCGGGAGUCAGAGGGGCUUCAGGACAAGAAAUGCCUUAACAAAGUUGUAAGGACACUGCAGAACUACCGAACUCCUGUCUGGGAACCACCCCGUGAUCCCUGAGGUUCCACUCAGAAGCACCCAGGACAAACACACAACAGUCCCACGACUGCCACUGUUGUAAGGGGCCUCAGGCAAGAAUGCACUCAAGGACAUAAUCUUCGCAAGCCUGAUGGGGAACGUCCUGGUGGGACGCAAACAACUGGCAGCAGGCAGCAAUCGAAACCAACACCAAAGGAACUAAGGGCAUCUCCAUUUAGAUAAGAGUCAGAACACCAGUUGAGACCAACACACCUUGCAAUACACUGUGACAAGAUUACUUGAUGGGCCAACUCAUGACCAUAUGUGGAAGAAGGGACUUAAAACGCAUGGUGUCAAUCACAGAGCUAUUUUGUACUUAUGAGAAGAGGGAAGGAAGGAGAGCUAAAAAGGAAUGAGGGAGAAGCCUACCAAAAUACACUUGCUGAAAGAGACACUCUUGACCUCUCUGAACCUGGAUGCUGGUUCCCUCCACCACUGGCCAUGUGUUUAUACGAUGGGAUCACCAAUAAACAACAGAGCCCUUUUCCCAUGCCAAGAACCACCCGUUGCCUUGUCAACAUGGCAAGCCUCAGUCCGAGCAGCUGCAGGCUUUGUUGUGUUAAUGAGUGGAGAAAACUCAGCAGAACCAGUCCAGCUUCAAGAAGGUAUCUUGAGCUGGUACUACUAUGUGACUAUGCCAAUGCCAGCAUCCACGUUCACUAUUGCUGUGGGCUGCUGGCAGGAAGUUAAACAGCAGUCCUUCACAGCUGCCAACCAGACAAAUGUUGAGUUUCCCUUGCCAUCUUCACAAGCUGAUUUCAGAUGGCAUGAAGAACUCUGUGGUCAUGUGGAAUAUCCCUGCCGUUUCCGAAAUCCUGCUGCGAGGUUGCAGGCAGUCAUUCCUUAUAGAGUCUUUGCUCCCUGGUGCCUUAUGGAGUGCUGCAAAGAACAUUUGCUUCAGCUAAUUCCUCGGUGCCUCUCAGCUGCUUACACCACACUGGGUACCCACCCCUUUUCCAGACUUGAUGUUUUGAUAGUUCCUUCCAACUUUUCCAGCCUGGGAAUGGCUAGCCCACACAUCAUCUUCCUGUCACAGAGCGUAUUACCAGGAGGGAGCCAUCUCUGUGGAACACGUCUAUGCCAUGAAAUUGCUCAUGCUUGGUUUGGGCUGGCCAUUGGUGCUCGCGAUUGGACUGAAGAGUGGAUAAGUGAAGGGUUUGCCACCUUUUUAGAAGAUAUAUUUUGGGCUAGGGCACAACAGCAGCUGUCACAUGAUGAAGUAAAAGGGCAGCAGGAAUUGAAAGCUUCACUUCGCUGGCGACGACUGAGAGAUGAGGUGCAGAACUCUGAAGAAGAGCUGCAAGUUUUAAGGCCCAAAAAGGAAAGCACAGGAGAACUGAGUGAGUCGGGAGCAUCUAUUGUCAAACAUGGUCUUAAAGCAGAAAAAAUCUUCAUGCAGGUCCACUAUUUGAAAGGUUAUUUCCUUUUGCGGUUUCUGGCAAGAGCAGUAGGAGAGGCUUCAUACCUUGCAUCUUUACAGAAAUUUGUCCAGAAGUUCCAUGGUCAGCUUGUCCUUUCUCAGGAUUUUCUUUGCAUGCUGUUGGAAGACAACCCUGAACAAAAAAAAUCUGGGCUAACUGUAGAAAAUAUAUUUGAGAACUGGCUUGACACUUCAGGAAUACCAAAGCCUCUGCUGGAGGAGGGUGAGACUUGGAAGGAGUGUCGGCUCGUCCAGCAAGUGAGCGGCGAGGUCACAAAAUGGAUUCAGACAAACCAGAGGAUCAGAAAAAGCGGCAAAAAGAAAAGAAAGCAAGAUGAAGUCGUUUUCCAAAAGCUUCUCCCUGACCAGCUGGUCUUACUUCUGGAGUCUCUCUUGGAGGAGAAGACGUUGUGUCCUAGAAUACUGCAGUGCUUAGAGAAAACAUACCAGCUCCGGGAGCAAGAUGCUGAGGUUCGUCAUCGGUGGUGUGAACUUGUUGUUAAACACAAGUACGUGCCUGGGUAUGGAGAUGUUGAGAAAUUUCUCAGAGAAGAUCAGGCAAUGGGUGUGUAUCUCUAUGGUGAAUUAAUGGUGAAUGAAGAUGUGAAACAACAAGAACUUGCACAUAAAUGCUUUGCUGCAGCACGAGAACAUAUGGAUGCGUCCUCAGCCAAAGUGGUGGCAGAGAUGUUGUUCUGAAGAGGAAAGAUCACAGAGAAACUGUUUUAAUGUAUCUCCUGCUAAACCCCGAUGGUACUAGGAUUUCAUUGACCCAAGACAUCAAAGGAAGGAUUAUGUGACUGCUAAAACAAUCAGCUGACAGAAACGUUUACCUCUCGGUAUUUAUGUCUUCCAGAGGCUCACUGUAACCAAGAAUGCUCGCGCACAAAACAAACCACACACACACACACGCAUAUGCACGCGUUACUGUGGCUUUAGGCAGUUCUUUAAUACAUGAAAUCUGGGGUUUGUCUUUGCUCUUUGGUGAUACAACCAUUCCAGUUUGCAGAGGGCAAGGACUCUUUGAUUUGAACAGUUUUAUGCACCCCAGUAAUUUGGCCAAUGUUAGUAAUCUCUGAAAUUUGAUGAAACCGUAUUCUGUACUUAAAAUUUUGUUUGCAAUUUCUACGCCAAAUUAAAAAGCCCAUAUAAAAUUAGCAGGAGCUGGAGGGGGCCUGGGGUGGUUAAUUGGAAGCGGAAAUAAUCUGUGAAAAGUGACCAACCAUCAUCCUGGUGAUGGGAUGGGACUGAAAGAAGAACGAAGAUCAGCGUUCUCUCUCUGUCUUGUUUAGGUUAACUUCUGCCAGAAAUGUCAGGCCUUCCACUUUCUGAAAAUUACUUCCAUACCCCUGUGCUCUUCCUUUUGCACGGUGAUAUAUCGAGUGUAGCUCUUCUUUCCUAGGAACAUACUGCUCCACUGAUCAGAAGACUUCUGAAUUGUUCCUUUCAGAGAGUAAGAAUUUAAAACACAAAAAUUUGCAAACAUAUUUACUUUGUGCGCUAUUGUUUUACGUCAAACAUGCCUGUAAAAAUAAAUACCUUUUUCAAGUGUG
Messenger RNA from Phalacrocorax carbo (great cormorant), 6716 nucleotides. The record is from RefSeq and is a predicted model, not a curated record. NCBI's taxonomy places the organism in Eukaryota, Metazoa, Chordata, Aves, Suliformes, Phalacrocoracidae.